AUGGAUAUGGAGCAGAUGCUGGCUGUCAUAGAGCAGGCGUGCGAGGAGUUUAAGCACCCCGCGACGCAGCCGCGCGCGGAGCAGGUGCUGCUGCAGUUCCGCCGCAGCGCGGCACCCGCCGCCGCGUGCCGCUUCAUCCUCGAGCGCUCGGCGUCCGUCGAGGCGCGGUUCCAUGCCGCCUGCACGCUGCGGGAGGCCGCGGUCCGCGAGUGGGCGUCGACGGCGCCUGCCGACAGGGCGGCGCAGCGGUCCUACGCGCUCGCAUACGCCAGCCACCAUGCGGCGGAGCCGGGGCUGGCCGUCGUGCGCGCGGCGCUCGUGGGCGCGGCCGCGCUCAUGCUCAAGCGCGGCUGGGGGGAGAUGGCGCCCGAGGAGCGCGCGGCGUUCUUCCAGGAGGUCCACGCCUCCGCGCAGCCGGCCGACGGCCCCGGCGCGGCCGCGCGCCUGCGCACGUCGCUGGAAGUUUUGGAGGCGGUGGUGGGCGAGUUUGGGCUGUCAACGGCGACAGCGCUGGGGCUGAGCUGGGAUUACCACGAGCGGUGCAGGGCGGAGCUGGAGGCGAGUGCGGCGGGCGCGGGCGGGCUGGCGUGCUGUCGCGCGGCGUGGCCUGGAGACAUCGGCUUGCCAUUGGGUUGUGAUGGGGCGCGGCGCGCGCGGCGGCCGAUGGAUUUGGCACAGCUGUCGCGAAGUUGGGCCCAGUUCCUGCAGCAGUUCUUCCUCCACGCCCUGGCAGUCGCCCGCUCCACCGCGGCGAGCGGCGCCGCCCUCAGCGGCGAGGACGCCGGCGCCUGCCGCGCCGCCAUGGCUCUCAUGGCAUCGGUGUUGAAUUGGGGGUUCAGGGCCGGCGGCGGCGGCGGCGGCGGCGCCGCGGCGCCCUUCGGAGCGCCGCCCCGCAACGGCGGCGGCGCGGAGGCCGCCGCCGCGCUGCGGCCGGGGCAGGCCUGGGCGGAGCUGCUGCUGGAUGAGUCAUCCACGGACUGGCUGCUGGCGCUGCUGCAGACGCUGCGCGGCGGCGGCAGCGGCGGCGGGGCAGGCCAAUUGGCAGAACCCGCGCGGCAGCUGGUCGUGUCUUUCUGCAGCUUAGUGGGCGACGUCUUCCCGCGGCCCGCGCCCGGCGAGGCCGCGGCGGCGGCGACGGUCGGCCACUGCGCGCGGAUGCUGCGGGCGGCGCUGCCGUGGGUGACGCCGGCGGGCGCGGCGGUGCGGGCGGCGCUGGCGGGUGACGAGGGCGAGGUGGUGGACGCGGCGCUGUCGUCGCUGGCAGCCAAUCACAAGCCCGCCGCCCUCGCCGCCGCCGCCGACGCCCUCGCGGCCGGCGGCGGCGGCCCGCACGCCUUCCAGGCCCUGGAGGAGCUGACGCGCCCCUGCCUGGAAGCAGGGGGCGCGGCGGGCGCGGACGCGGCGGAGCCCUGGGUCGCCGACUGUACCGACAUGCUGUUGGGCGCGUGGUCAGCGAUCCUGUCCCCCCAGUGCAGCUACGCGGCCGCGCCCACCGGGCCGCCGGCCGGCGCGGCGGGGUGCGCGGCGCGCGUGUUUGCGGCGCUGGUGGAGGGCGCGCUCGCGGACGCGGCGGCGGGGGCGCACGAGGAUGCGACCGAGGAGGAGGACGUCGGCGCCGGCGCCGCCGCGCGCGACGAGUGGCUCUCCCGCGCCGCCGCCCUCGCGCGCGCCGCGCCGGCCGAGUCCCUCGGCCUGCUGGCCGACCGGAUCGCGGACAACCAGCGCGCGCUCGCCGCGGCCGCCGCGGCGGGCGCUGACGUCAGCGAGCACCUCGAGGCGCUCUGCUGGCUCGCGCGCGCGUCGGCGCACGCGCUCGCCGACAGCGGCGCCGGCGAGACGCCGCUGCCGCCCGAGGCGCUGCUGCUCGCGCUCGCCGCGCCGGGCGCGGCCGGCGCGGCGGCCGGCGCGGCAGCGGAGCGGCUGUCGUGCGCGCUGCUCGAGCUCUGCGGCCUGUGCCUCAGCCCAGGCGCGACCGCGGCCGGCGCGUGCAGCCCGCGGCUUAUGGAGACGGCCCUCUGGGCCGCGGCGCGCUGGGCGGACACCUACUUGCUGCCCGAGGAGGAGCCGCUGCCAGAGCCCCUUGAGGCGCGCUUCGGCGCCGCGGGCGGCGGCGGGCGGGCCGCGGUCGAGCUGCUCGCCAGCAGCGCGAACCGCUGCCUGACGGGGUACCCCGGGGAGGCCGAGCUGCAGGGCGUCGUCACCGGCGCGCUGCUGCCGGCGCUGGUGCGGCGCCGCGCGGUGUGCGCGGCGCUGCUCGGCUGCGAGCCGUGGCGGCAGCUGGGCGGCGCGUUCGCGGCGCGGGAGGCGGUGCUCGCGCGCACGCUGCCGCAGAAGCAGCAGCGCGCGCUCGCGCGCAGCCUGUGCGCCGCCGCGGCUGGGUUCGAAGCCGGCGACAGCACCGCCAACGGCGGCGGCGGCGACGGCGGCGCGCAGCAGCAGCAGGCGAGGGACCACCAGCGGCAGCAGGCGGCGUGCUACGUGCACGGGCUUAUGGAGCCCGCCGCCAGGGAGCUGGGGGCGCUCGCGGCGCUCGUGCCGCCACAGCUCGCGGCGGCGGCGGAGAGGGCGGACGUACAGCUGCAGCUGUGCACACCACCUUGUAUAUGA
Monoraphidium neglectum is the source of this 2607-nucleotide messenger RNA. RefSeq lists its product as hypothetical. Bases 1 to 2607 code for a protein of 868 amino acids. Gene Ontology annotation, biological process: protein export from nucleus. The record is from RefSeq and is a predicted model, not a curated record. Lineage: Eukaryota; Viridiplantae; Chlorophyta; Chlorophyceae; Sphaeropleales; Selenastraceae. Gene Ontology annotation, molecular function: nuclear export signal receptor activity. Gene Ontology annotation, cellular component: nuclear pore; cytoplasm. The transcript is spliced from 7 exons.